Messenger RNA from Striga asiatica, 693 nucleotides. Lineage: Eukaryota; Viridiplantae; Streptophyta; Magnoliopsida; Lamiales; Orobanchaceae. The record is from the annotation of a GenBank genome assembly.
AUGACGUGGCACUUCGAACUCGAUGACCUUAACGGGCCUGUACUUGUAGGCCCGUUCGGUGAAUCGGCGGAUGGAUGGGCCCGAGUCGUCUGCCACAAGGGCCCGCUGGCGGUAGGGAGCCUCGGCCUUGAAGAAGAGAGCAUCGAGCACGACUUUGGAGGCUACCUCAGGGUCGAUGUCGCUGCACGUGAGGACUUUUUUGAGCUUUCGGCAGGUCAUGCACGGGAAGCGGACGAGGCGGAGAAGACGGGUGGUAAGGAUUUCACGGCGCUCGUCGGGCCUCGGGUAGUGGGCCCGGGCCCACUUGAGGACGAAGUCGUAGACUGCAUCCUCGGAGGCCACUUGCAGGUCAUUGGCAUGUGGCGCAAUAAUCGGCUACAGUAUCUCAUACAUGAAGCCACCUCGAAUUUAUCAGCCGCCAUCAUCACGUCCAGUAAAGCAGUUGGUGUGGUUCUGGGUAGAGUAUUGCUGCUUCUCCAUGCAAGUAGCUUUGGAAAAAUAUUUGAUAAACAUUACAACUUAAAAAAGGUUAGAGAAGAGAAGUCUCUUGAUGUAAGAGUUUCAAAUUCACUCGAUGAAAUGGUUUACCUGAGGCCUGAAUCCUUAGAGUUACAUAUCGCUGCUCAGACUCCUUCGUACCAUUUGAGAACAACUGAAAAGCCGAUGAACACCGAAACACAAGAAUCAAUAUAA